Messenger RNA from Pocillopora meandrina, 12302 nucleotides. NCBI's taxonomy places the organism in Eukaryota, Metazoa, Cnidaria, Anthozoa, Scleractinia, Pocilloporidae. The record is from the annotation of a GenBank genome assembly.
AUGGCAAAAUACGGCCGGCAAAGCGUUCCAGAGUUAAGUUUUCAUAAUCCAGCAGGAAUGAUUCUGUAUCCUAGAGGUUUACAGACUUAUGCUAUGGGGAAUACGAGGGCCAGAGACGUAACAGAACUACUGGGGACCUCGAGAGGACAACAUCUAGAUUUACUGUUGCUAGGUUCUGGUGAUAUAAGGAAUUUUUUGUUUACUUUAUCCGAGCUAUCUAUACGGAAACCUCAUGAGAGUCCAAAAAGUUUAAGUUUCCAUAUAAACGACUACGAUCCAUCGGUGAUUGCUCGCAAUGCUGUCCUCAUACAAGUCGCUAGUGAAAUAAAUCCGGAUAUCCCAGCGGAUGUAGACUUCUUGUGGAAUAUCUGGUAUAAUCUGGCUCUUUCCCACGACAACUUUUAUCGACUGCAACAAGUACUACGUCGAUUAAUCGAAAAAAAAUUUGACAGCGCAGAGAGCAUAUUGAAGUUCGACGACAUCGCUAUUCUCCGGGAAUGUUGUGCUAUUUGGAAGGAUUGGAUGGCUCUUGAUCUUGACGUGAGAAAAAUUAAAGAUGAUCGAAACAGAUUGAUUAAAAGUAAAAUGCAAGAACUAAAGUUUGACGUGGAUGGUCAGUGUAUGGGUGUACUAUCAGAGAUGAUGAUGGGACUUAGUCAAGAAGCAGACACACAAUUUUUCAAGGCAACCCACGCGAAUCCAUUCUAUACGGAAAUAAAACACUGGUUUUGCGAAGGUUCCACUUCGGAGGAAUUCGAAAGGACAAAUCCAACCUUGAUUCGUCCAUUUGAUCAUGAAUGGAGAUUACACUAUAAUUCUUGUGUGUUUGAAAGUUACUUGCCAAUCGAAAGGUAAGCAUAUAUUUACAUUAAAAUAUUACUUCGCGAGAAUGCCUAUUGUUCUCGCGACAUUUGCUUGCACUAACAAAAGAGUGAAGAGCUCCGGCGAAGGGCUAACGCUCUAUAUGUCAGCUUUAGAAAUUCUUAACGGUGGCCAGUUUUAAUUGUUAAGUCAGUCGAUAAGACCAAAUUAUUCUCUAAAUUUAAUUUGGCUACAUAAACCGUUUUCUGUUCAAUACUAAGGGAAAAGAAAUACGGAAACGUAUAUGAUGUUUAAAUCAGUUUUCUUUAAUAUUCAGAAUGCUUACUUUAAUUGGCUUAUCUGAUUUCAAGCGUCAAUAUUUCCGGAUUUCGUUCUUUGUCUAGGGACCAGCUCUUACGAUGUAAAUCUCUGACAGCAGCUUGUAAAGAAAAUUUAAAAUUGAUGCUGAAAGGUUUCCAGCGGCAAAGGAAGAAUAAUCAAACAACUUUGAAGGUUAGAUUACACAGUUUUCGUCAGUCUGAAGCGAAUUUUCAAUGAGUCAACCGGAAAUUUUCCCUUUGGAAUAGCUUCCAUCAAAACUGUGAACUCCUCAGGUCAUAUAGUUCAAAUUUUUAAAUUUUUUUUUUCUCCAAGCACGCAGGAGUCAUCCAUCAAGUAAAAUCUUCCUUUUCUUUAAAUCACCAGAGUUUUUUCACCGAGUAUGUCAGCAUCAUUCACAAGUUAACAUUUUCCUUUCCUUAAAUCACCAAACUUACAUGUAAAAUUUACCAUCUUAAUUUACAUCGCCAUUGUGCAUAAGCAUCACAUACUGACAGCCUUAUCCUGGCAGUAUGCAGGAAGUUUGUGACCAUGGAUCUAGUUAAAUGGAAUAGUUUGCUGUGAGUCCUCUGUAACUCAGUUGUGUGGCGUCCGAAGGUUUGAAUCUUGGUGGAAGGCUUAGGCCAUUUUACAUUAACUCCAUGGAAGAUAAAUAGUGAGGAACAGUUACCAAAUAGCACCUAAGAAUGGAGACGAAUUACGGCUCCGUAACGGAAAACGAUUUCAGUCCGUGAGAUGAGGAAAUAUAAGUUUGUCAGUGCAAGGAACAUUACCUAUUCUAUCUUUCUUGCCAGGUUACUCUGUGGACAGGCGAUGCACUUGCUUUGUGUACGAGUGGCUUUCCUCCAAAGAUGUUAUUUGACGUUAUUGAUACCAGUAAUGUCUCUGAUCACAUUGGUUUGCUGAAUGUUCUUGUUAGCUGCGCCCCGAGAUUGAAAAAGUACGUUAAUUGUCAUACAAAACAUACUUUAUGGAUUGAACUGAUCAAACCAUCACGUUUAAUCAAAUAAUAAAAUGAUAAAAAAUUAAACUUCGUUUUGCAGACCAAACAGAUCUCUCAUGUUUACAUCAAGCAUGCUGUGGGGCGGAGGUUGUGAAAGUGUGGAGGAGUAUUACAACAAAUGUGUAGGUGUUCCUUUCCAACUUCUUCCCACUGUUCUGGGCUUGAAAUUAGCUGUCGACAUUGAAUUAGGAAGCAGGUAGGAACUUUGGGUUAAAAAAAUUUUCCUCACUUUCAAUUUAGAAAGUUGUUUAGAGGCUUAUCCUUUAAACUCAACACCCAUUAUCAAAACUUUUGAUACCCAACAUUCCAUGUCAGGAAAAUUAAUAAUGAGACCUGAAACAAAUUAUCAACAGGAGGAUACAUACUGCCUUGAGAAAACACUGCGUUUUUGCUAAGAGAUCAUCUGGGCGAAUAUCCUCUGAAAUUUGGGCAGUGAAAGGGUAAAAGUCGAUAGUAGUGUGCUAUUAUAGCCAUGGAGGCCCGCACGACCGAAGGGCUAUAAUCAUCAUCGUACCCAACAAGCGCGAGUGGAAUAACUGUUUUAUUAAAAACGCGCCAAAAUAUUAAUAAAUCUUCACGACCUCAUUUUGUAAGAACAAACGGAAAGUUAUAAUGUACAAAAACACUUCCGGUUUAACUGGUCUUCAUGUGUGCAUGUUAUAAAUGUACAAAAGCCUCUAUUUAGCGCUAAAAUAUGGACGGACAUUUGUCCGCAGACAUUAUCUGUUCCAAGACGAGAUCAGUUUUCCGAGAGCAGAACUCGAGAAAAACCGUAAGCUUCGAGGAACAGAUAAUUCCCAAGGACAAAUAUAUGAGCAUAUUUUCGCGCAAAAUAGACGUUACUGUAUUCAUCCUUCAAAUAUUUCGCACUGCAGGGGGAAAAUGUUCCGAACAGUUUCCUGUUUCCUGCGCGGGGUGUAUUUUCUUUUGAGUGUUCUCUGGUACAACUUUAUAAAACAACAAAGACGCUCCCUCAUCUUGACCUAAAGUUUAAACGAAGACUUACAGUAGUGGACCUAAGGUUCAAAAACUGGGGAACAUCAUAUGGGUGAUAUUAACGGAUAUCCCCUAGAUCAUAAUGGCUCAUGACCAAUGACUGCUAAGCCAACGAAAUCUCUUUUGACUAAAGCUGGUAUCCUUUUUACGCUGUAGGAUAUAUUGGUAUCCUGUCUCGUGUAGCUUGUCUUUUUACCAUCUUUAUCACCACCAUCAUUGUCAUCAUUAUCAUCAUCAUUAUAAAUUCCGUUAUUACCAAUGUUUGUAGUCUUCUUCCGUCCUUUCUCUCCGCUAACCUUUUGGUCUUCUAUCGUGAUCUUUUCUCUUCGCCCUUCUUCAUCAGCAAUUAAGCUAUGAUUAUUUAACUCGCAUUCUUCUCACUGAAACAGCAAACUUCCGGACAGAAUGGAAACUUCAGAGGAGAUUCUUUGCUGGGUGAAAGCAGACAUUAAGAGGACUCUGUUGACAAUAGGUUGGUUCAACGUUAAGUAUGAUUAAAUAAAAAACAAUUUCUGACCGAAUAACUAUAAUUCUCCUCUUGUGGGUAAUCGCUAUGCUGUUUUUGAGCACUUGCAAGCUUUUGUUUCAUUCAAUUUUCACAUUCAACAUAUUCAAAGUAUUGUAUUAUUUAAUACGCAUAGAUGAGAUGUCUUGUAAUCGCAGAAGUGCUCAUUUCCUUUCCCAUUUACUAAAGGAAGAACGAAGUGUAUGAUUACUUCUAAACUUACGUUCUGUAUCUAAAAUUGCAGACAAAACCAGUGACUUUGUUCAAGGCCUUUUUCGGCUCGCUGAACGGUGCUUUGAUUUGCUGAAUGAACAAACAAAACCACUGGUAGAUGGACAGCACCUCCUUGUGAGUCAGGUGUUUGGCGCAACCUUGUCGUCACCUCUUACACUCCUUCGAAUUAUUCAUCAGAUACAACCAGUUAUUAAAGGAGGAGGUUAGAACAGUCAUCGAUCGAUUGUCCAACGUAACCCAGACUCUCUUUCUUUUUGCUUUUCUACAUUUUGCGAUUGGUUUAAAAUUCCAGUUAACCGACUACUAAAUCAAAUAAAUGCAAAACGGAAAGCGGUCACGACGGAAAGCUGUCACGACUUGAUCUCUUAUGUUUAAGUGCAUUCGUCGUCGGUAAAUUUGAGUUUCUAAUGACCUCUCUGAUUUUCUCUUUGAGGUCGUUUGAUUGGUAGAUGUGGUCAUUUUAAUGCUGUUUGUUAAAGCUCUUAUUCGGAAAGUGCUCCGUUUUGAACUUUUGGAAUAAGAUUUGAAACAAAGAAACAAGAAGCAUGAAAUAGAAAAUAAAACACGGGAAAGGUAAUUCUGCCCUUCCCUUACACUUUUGGACGGUAGUUUUCCCUUUUCACGCUCUUUUCAUAACUUUGUUUUUUUGGUUUUCGGUAAUGCACGGAAUUUUGUUUUGUAUUAUGCAGUGUUUCAAACUCCUUUCUUUGCUUAUUUAUCUGCCGAUUAAAACUAAUUUGAGUUUUCUCGUUAAUUGCUUUUCCAGCCGACCGAAUAUUUGAGCUUCUCGAAACUCUUCUGCCGCCUGAUUUCCACCAAAAGCAUGGUCUGUCUUGGAAUUUUCUCAAAGCAUCGCUUGGGAAUGAACGAGGUAUUUUUGUUGCCAUAGACUUUUUCUCUUUCUCCUUAGAUUUUUACCGUUGUCGCACUCUUGAAGAGAAUAAUAUAUAUUGACCGAAAGUUUUUUGUGAUAAAAAUAUUUGCUUUCAUUAUAAUAGUAAACUUGCCUUUUUGUUUCCGCUGUUAAUGUUAUUGUUUUUGUGACUUUCACAAAUUUUUCUGUAGGGCCUGUAGUUCAAGUAACAGUUAACUGUAACAUAACGGUAGCCCCUUGGUACAAGGGAACACCAAUUCCGAUGAUUUGCUUUGUGAAACCAAGCAUGAUUCAUCAGGCUAAGGCACAGGUCAGUUAUUUAAAUAACUAUCUUAGUAAACGAGUUUUGUUCGAGUACUGCAAUUGUGGCGGACCAAAUUCUUGAAAGCAAAGGGCACAAUAAAUGCAUUCCAACUUGCUGCCUCGAAAAAAUACCAAGUGGCAAUACCAACAGCCACGCGCUUUAGCAAGCCUGAUAAUUAAAAAUAACCAGCAGCGACAAGGCUAACUGAAAACAAAAAAAAAUAAUAAGGACGAGACAAACGAGACUUGCUGUUCGCAAUAAUUUUCAUAUGUGCUAUGGGAAAUUAUUCUUGAGUCAGUUCUUACGAUGUCUUAAUUUUAAGGCUACAUAAGUUUCUUUGGAAAUCUCUUGACUUUAAUUUAUUUUGGUGUAAGUUUAGUGUUUAUUUUGACCUAGUUUCGACCGUGUAACCUUCAAGGACAAGUGUCGAUUCGCUUUUGCCGUGACUCACAUGAUCGUAUGCCCAAACAACGGACUCAAACACUUUUUCAGAAUGUGUUCCCUAGAUUGAUGGGUAGAAAAAUAAGUGGUACUUUAUAACAAGUACUUAUUACUAAUUCAAAGGCCAUCUUUGUUUUCAAGAUACUCUCUGGUCAGGCAAAAUGCACUGAAACGACGUUUCCAUCAAUUUACAACAGCUUACGUUACGAUGACCAAGCCAACAUUGUGACUUUCCAUAUUAGUGAGAAGGACUGGCACGAGUUGCAGUCAAAUGCGUACAUGUGGAUAUCCUCGAGUGACAUGAACCCUGUCAUAAAUCGUGACCUAUUGUUUCUCGGAGGGGAGACCAUUGAAAGAAACCAACGCGUUGAUCCGGCCGAGAUAUUUGGCUUAUUUUCAGUGCAGGCUUUUACUGUGAUCGAAACAAAUGCAAACUGCCAAGUACUGAAGGUAGCGUUACAGUUAAAACUCCUGCAAUUUCAUUCAAAAAUCCAGAAUAGGAAAAUUGAGAAGGGUUAAAUUAGUCUCCUUUCGUUUGUAACAGUUACAGCAACUCCAGUUCAUUAUCAUUUUACGAUAAGUUGUACUUCAGGGAGAAAAAACAAAUUAAAAAGAAUAAAAUUUGAGUUGAGGCUGGAUAAUUAUCAAAUUUUACACGGGAUCAACUUGGACUAUCAAUUCUUUUCGUCCUAAAUUUCUGAAUUCGCAACAGUUUAGUGGAUUGUUAAACUGCUGUGUGGAUAAAUCUUUUUAAUAACUAAUCAAAGUCACGACAGAAUUUCCGAAAGUGAUUGGUAAUCACCAGCCCGAUUUGAGCGCUAUCAGGACAUUGUACGCUUUAAAAAUGGUGAUAGUACCGAGAGGAGGCCAAUUCGGUUUGUAAUCAUACGAGUGAUUCCAAUUCUUGUAUGUAAUCAUACUCGUGACUUGCAAAUCAGACUUCCGCUUCGCUGUCGUCCGCUUUUGUUAAUCACUCGUGUGAUUACACACAGAAUUGGACUCCACUCGGUCCAUUAUAAAUCGGCAACCUUAUUGCGAAUCAAAUGGAAGACUCAACGUUUUAAAAAGAAGAUGAUCUCCACAGGUUUCUCUUAAUUUAGUACUGUAAUACCGUUGGUAGAUAUAGCUUCAAGUUAAUAAAUAGUAAGAUGAUACCCACAACAGGAUUGUUAAAACAAUAAUAAAGAGAUUCAUACUAGCUGUCUCCUUUUUUUUUUGAGAUCCACAAAGUCGAGGAGAGUAAGUUCUCAUACUAUGCAGAACUUGACAUACUGGACUUAGAACAAUGCAAAGUCAGCACUAUGAAGAUUAGCUUUUCUCCACCUAAAUGUCCGGUUGAACUCCAAAUACACUUCGAAGGAGCUACAGGGUAAGGAUGACUGCAUUUGAAACAUUGGUUUUAUUUUACUUAAAUGUAGUAGUUUAAUGUUUCUCGUUGUAUCCGAUCGGAACGUUUUUAAUCAAAAAAAAAAAAUUAAUCGAGCCUUUCAAAAAAGUAAAUAAAAAGGCAAUACAAGAAAAUUCAUGAGGAUAAAAACAAGAAAAAAACUGCAAUAAAGUUAAAAAACAACAACAACUGUCAACAAACAGGCAAUCUACAGUAGACGCUGCGUUUAAUUAUCAGCUCUCUGACAUCACAAACUGUAGCCCUUAAAAAGCGGCGAUGAUGAACCGCAGAACCGAGAUUCUUCGCUGUACAAUAUGAAAAAUUCUCGACAAAAAGCUGCGGCAAGUAGGUGGGUAGUUACAUUUCGAUUAGCUUCCUUUACAGAAACGCCUGCUCUAUCAAGCAUAAAUGUUUCUUGAUAUUUAUUCUUACUUCAAGACAAAUAUUCCAGAAGUACUUAUGACAUACUGUAAUGGAAUUCUUCUUUUUAACAGAGACCCGCUGCAGAUAUACUUUUCAUGUUCUGUGAAUGAGAACUUGGCCAAGUUUCAGAUUUCACGCAAGCGCAAAAAAGUACUUUGUCACAUUCCUAAAAGAGAAGAUGGAACAGUGGGAGAACUUGUGAUACAGAACGUGGCUCCAGUUCCCUUUCAUACCAUGAUAUUAUGGGAUGGUAAACAGCAUGACAAAAAGUAAGUCCGAUCGCAACAGUAUGCGUUACUAAUACCGUUCAAUGCAUUAAGAAAUGAUGAACCCGAUCAGACUGCCUGGAAUGGAUGUUUUUAACAAUCAUCUACCAUCAGGUUUGGAACUAUGACUAAACUGUAUGACCAACUUUCGGUGUCAAACGAAAUUUGUAGGGAAGAGCUCCCUGGGGCGCCCCCAGGUUUUUGUGCGGAAAUUAAGGAAAGCCCGGCCUAAAUCUGACAAGGCAAAAUAUUUAAUCUAGUAAUUUUUUCAUAGAUCUUUCAGAAAGAACAUGGCAAAAUAUAUGUUGAACGAAAAAAUCCUUGCAUAUACCUUCUCUAAGAUCCUCGCCUCUCCCUAAAAUCUUUCCUAUUCCUCUGAAUUUUUCAAGAAAAUAAGGGCUGGGAUUUAAUACAGAGGCAUUUUGUUGUCGUUGAGGGCAUUUUCCCAUUUCCAGUGUCUUUAAGGAGAAAAUUAACAUCUGAAAAUAUCUAGGGGGAGUACAAAGUUUUGGAGGUUCUUUAACAGAAAUGCGGCACAGGAAACGACGCCCAGAAGCAACAAAAUAAAAAUCAAACAUGCAAAACUCAAAGUCUGUUUUCCGCGCCAAGUCCUGGCGGAUGCGUAGACGUUAUUCAGGUCUGUCGUUCGCAUGUUGGAGCAGAUAAUGUCUGAGGACAAACAUCUGUGUUUAUUAUAUGGACGAGAGUGUUUUACCGAGAACUAAAACACUCGUCGAAUCAAUACGACCACUACAUCCGGGAACCAAGUAUCGUAUUUUUUGUAUGUAACACGAGGGGCGAAAACAAAAGUAAUUCUUACUUGUUCUUACUUAUUCUUACUGAUGAUUCAAGUCAGUGUCAGUAAUCGAGUUUUCACCGAGCCUACAGAACUAAUUCAUAUUUAUUUUGGCCUAACUGACGGUGUGGCAUUUAAACCUUUUUUUAUAUUUUGGGCAAUAAGUGUUUUGUUUCUAUUUAUACCAUGUAUUUGCCUCUAAGUCACCUCGUUGUACUCGAUUUCGUGUGCCGUACCCAGAUGGCAGCAUUGAUCCACCUUUUCAAUCUCUGACCUGUAUAUUUAUUGUCCAUAUAUAAAAAGAAAAUUACAAGUUAGCUCAAAAAUAAAAAUUUUAUGUUCGCGUGGUACAAAUAGUAUCGUGAGAUAUUGUUCUGGCCACUCGAACACAGAAUUCACAUCUUCUCGCCUCCGUGUAAUAUCUUCUAUAUACUUUCAAGCCAAAUAGAGGAUAAUUUUUAUUUAUUUCAGAAUGUUCAGCAAAAUGUUUCGCACAAAGCUUGAUCUUGAGCUGAAGUCUCAAAGAAAAAGUGGUUCGCCGUUUUUUAACCUCAGGGAAUCCAUAACCAUGAUCUUGAGCAAGCAUUCAGACGAACCUAAGGUAAGCUUUGUACUUUUGCCUUUGCUAAAAUUGUCUAACAAAGUUUAAGCUUUGUUAUCACCCCUAUCAUCAUUAAGUCUUCGCGUUCACUAGACCUACUUUGAUCUAGCGUCGAAAGUAAUUUAAUAUUUGUUUGGUUUGCUUUACUAGAUGCUGUGAUUGAUCUAAAAAUUUUGCGCUUUUGCCUCAACAAAUCUAAUGGAAAAUUAUACACCAUUUGCAGCAUUUCAGUUCACUCGUUAUUCCUAUGUGAGCAUCCCGACACAUCGGGGCGUUUACAUAUCCUUUAGACACUCCAAGCAUUAUUCUUGUUCUGGUUUUAUUAUGAUCAUUUGAAAAGCGCUCUAAUGUAAGCCUCAGGAUUUAUAUGUUUUGCCUUACAAAAGUUUCAUGUAAUGCCAAGCUCGAAGGGAAAGUAUUUUUUUGAAAUAAAUGUAUACUACAGUUCAGUGAGCCACCUUACAUACUUGAGAAAAAUUUGUUUUCGUCUCGUCACGAGCGUGGGACAAGCUUCUAUUGUUACCUUUAUGGCCCUUAUCACUGCAAAACUUUUUUAGACGCCAUUAGUGCAUGUUGUUGAUGAGCUUGGAAUCAUUGAGGAGCCUUACCAAACACAGGAAAACAUGUUAAAGAAAAAGGGCUUUGUUAUCAAAGUACAGGAGAUGUACAAAUGGAAGUUUCUUCCCGUUGCGAAAGUUGUAUUCUGUGAUUGUCAAAGGUUGGCUGACAAGCUUCAAAGUGAUCCAACAGACAACCAUCCAAUGGCGAGUUUCUUUUCCAACACCUGGUUACACUUGGUGCAUAGAAUCUUGGCUGACGGUGAGGUCAGUUCAGCAUAAUUUUAAUAUCAAUAGUGAUCACAACUGAAAGAAAAACAGUUAAAAAGAAAUUAUAUGAACGUAAGCUUUCACUAUAUAUUUGUUGGUUUGGAUAGAAAAUAAAUAAAUACAUGACAAAAUUCCGAGAACGUGAAAAACAGAAAGAUUAUAUAUUGUUGAAAUACCCUCUUUUAAUAGAACGCCAAUAUUUCAUGAAGUCGAUUUCAACAUGACUUUAUUUACACAGGACCAUGGACGUUUCAUGCCCAAAAUGCUUCAUGCUUGAAAAUUUUCUGCCUUCUAGAGAGGCGUAGCUGCUUGUCACUCAUUAAACUCCUCUAUAGCAUUAUUUUACAUUUCUUUUUGUUGACAGGAGAAGACCCUAUUUCAUAAAAUGCUCUACACAAAUGCCGCAAGAGUAGAUCAGGAUAAUGCAUCUAGUGUUUGGAAGAAUUCCUUUAUUACUCUUUUGUUCCCUAGACAAAGAACUCUUGACUUGUUUGGUAAGUUGAACUACACAAAACACCUUUUUUUUCAUAUGAUUUACUAUCCUCAGCUUAGAAACUCUUUACGGUGGCCGAUGUAAAAUAAUUGAUAGAACCAAAUUAUCUGGUUUUACCAUCCAGUAACGCAGCACCACAAUUUCCUUAUAACCAUAACUCCUAUAAUCAAAUGUAAACGGUUUCUUUGUUUCAAUGAAUCUACAUUGCUGCUAAGCUGAAUUUCUCGUUUUAUUGAUUUAUCUAUCAAUUCAUACGUUUAUUAUUUAAUUUUUUACCAGUGCCCAUUCAUUUGUUCAUUCAAAAGAUCCCUUUUCUUUUUCCUUUUAUGUUUCGCGGGAACAGCUGGAUUGUUAAAAGGACAAAUGAAAGACCUUUUUAACCCGUGUUCGUUUCCUAAUCAAGCAAGACAGCCCGAAGAGCACUCCACCCGAGACAGUUUCCCUGCAUUCUUAGCGGACUUUGCACGCCAAAUGGCUCAUUUUAACACGGGGCCAAGAGAUCAUACAUCAGGUUCUGACCCCUCAGAAAGGGGACCUCCUCUAAAGGAGGCAGAAUGCGCCUUCUGCCAUUCAAAGGAAGGCACUCUAAAGCGAUGUCUUGGCUGCAAAAGGAUCGUCUACUGCAGUAAAACUUGCCAGAAAAACCAUUGGAGGGAACAUAAACCAGACUGCCAAAGUAUUUCUUAGAUCAUCAAACUGACAAGUUGUACCCCUCUUCGGUUCCUUUUCAAAGCCCAAAACUAUCAUCAUUAGCCACGAAAGUUACCAAAAUUAAUUAAAAAUCGAUAAAGGCUAACAAAACAAAGCAAAACAAUGAAUAAAUAGGAGGUAAAAGAUAACCAAGUUCAAAAUGCCGAUCGAAAAAUUCUUAUCAUCAUCCCGUUGCCUAAUGACACACACACCCGGCUUUUGCGGACAAAAUUUUAUAUGGUCAUUCUGAGUGUUAACUCAAUUUUCUGAAAUUCUAUUUGAUACUUUAAAAACACUCUUUUUCGACACAUCUGCAAAAGAACCGAGACAUUUUUUCGAUCUUACAAGGAUAAAAGUCGAUAUCCUUAUUCUUAUCCCCUUUACUGGAGCCGACUUCUGUGGAUAGCACAGCGUUGGCUGCAUGAUUGCCUCUUCGAGAGUAGAACUAACCUUCGCUUCGUAAAGCCAAAUGUAACGUUAUCUCCAAUCAGAGUGAACGGAGUCCACUAGCAAACUAUGGUUAAGCCGAUAUUCCUCAGCCAUUUCAUGGCCGGGUGGAGACAUACAUUGUCACUAAAUCCGUCAACAAGGUGUCUCUAUAAACGCCUCAUGAACUGCUCUGUUGCUUCGUUUUCAAUUACCCACAGUGUCACCAACACUGAUCGUGCACCAGAUGCCUAGAACGCUCUAGUAAUUCCGAUGACUCCCUCGACUUUGAUCUCUCUACGCCGCUGUGACAAUAGUUGGGUAGCACCAAUUUAGCUCUUACUUUAACUUCUGAAAUAUCAGAGAUCCUCAAAAGGUAGCCUUCUUCAUCUGGAGCACUUUUAACAGUAGGACAAGGCAAAAGGGCGAUCUCUCCUGUGUCGGCGUUAACAUGUGCAACGACAUGAAUCAGACUCACUGGAUAAAUCGCCGCUAUGACAUUGGCUGAGUAGCACCAGUUUAGCUCGUACUUUAACUUCUGAAAUGUCAGAGAUCCUCAAAAGGUAGCCUUCUUCAUCUGAAACACUUUUAACAGUAGGACAAGGCAAAAGGGCGAUCUCUCCUGUGUCGGCGUUAACGUGUGCAACGACACGAAUAAGACUCACUGGAUAGAUCGCCUGAAGUACCCCCUCCCUCGUGGCACGCUCUCCUAGCAAAGGUUAAACGCCCAGCAGUUGUCCGAUCGUCUCUGCUUCCUUUCUUGCACCGAGAAAUUCUGUGAAGUUCGCGAUUUUUCCCUUGUAACGCGCCUUGCCUACCUCAGGAUCACCCACAAACAGUGCAUCAGUCUGACUUUGCUAGUCCGCCUGGCAGUCUUAAGCCAAGCCAAACUCAGG